Messenger RNA from Lutra lutra (Eurasian river otter), 5091 nucleotides. RefSeq names its product growth arrest specific 7 (gene GAS7). Bases 506 to 1936 code for a protein of 476 amino acids. Gene Ontology annotation, molecular function: actin filament binding. The transcript has 14 exons. Gene Ontology annotation, cellular component: actin filament; cytoplasm; plasma membrane. NCBI's taxonomy places the organism in Eukaryota, Metazoa, Chordata, Mammalia, Carnivora, Mustelidae. Gene Ontology annotation, biological process: neuron projection morphogenesis; actin filament polymerization. The record is from RefSeq and is a predicted model, not a curated record.
GCGCGAGCCCCCGCUCGGCCACCCCGCCGCCAGCCCCUCUCCGCGGACGCCCCGCCGCUCCCUCGCCACCGAGCCGGGCCCCUGGCGAUGCUCUGGAUCCCACUUCCCCCGGGAGCUGCGCAUUUCCGCGCGCCCGGGCGGCUCCGGCUCCGGCCGGCCCUCGCGUCCGCAGCCCGCGCUCCGCGUCCCCGGGAAGUUGUCUCCGGAGCCCGCGGCGCCUGGGUCUCCUCCCCCUGAGCCCCGCCCCCCCGCCCAGAGCUGGAUCUGCGAGCUGCCCGGCCCGGGGGCGUCGCCGCUUGCUCCGCGAAGCCUGCGAGUCUCCGCUGCCCUGCGCGGAGCGCGCGUCCCCCGCCUGGCCGGGGACCCCCCGCGCACCCCCGAGACGGCGCGCGCCCAGAGCGCGGGAGCCCGGAGCGCCGGGCGCCUGGGACCCCGCGGAGCCGCUGCCCAGCCCGCGGGGCUCGUCAGGGAUGCAGGCUGCGCUGUGAGCCCGGGCUCCAAGGCCAUGUCCGGCGCCCGCUGCCGGACCCUGUACCCCUUCUCCGGGGAGCGGCACGGCCAGGGGCUGCGCUUCGCCGCGGGCGAGCUGAUCACGCUGCUGCAGGUCCCGGACGGCGGCUGGUGGGAAGGCGAGAAGGAGGACGGGCUCCGCGGCUGGUUCCCAGCGAGCUACGUGCAGUUGCUGGAGAAGCCUGGAAUGGUACCCCCUCCGCCCGGAGAGGAAAGCCACAUUGUCGUCCUUCCACCUGGCUGGCAGAGCUACUUGUCUCCCCAGGGCCGGCGCUACUAUGUCAACACGGCCACCAAUGAGACCACCUGGGAACGUCCCAGCAGUUCUCCUGGGAUUCCAGCCAGCCCUGGCCCUCACAGGAGCUCUCUGCCUCCAACAGUGAAUGGAUACCACGUGGCAGGGACCCCAGCGUACCCUCCCGAGACUGCCCACAUGAGUGUCCGAAAAUCCACCGGUGAUUCCCAGAACCUGGGAUCCUCCUCACCAGGCAAAAAGCAGAACAAGGAAAACACCAUCACGAUAAACUGCGUGACGUUCCCUCACCCAGACACGAUGCCAGAGCAACAGCUGCUGAAACCGACCGAGUGGAGCUAUUGUGACUAUUUCUGGGCUGAUAAGAAGGACCCCCAGGGCAAUGGCACGGUGGCUGGGUUUGAGCUCCUGCUUCAGAAGCAACUGAAGGGCAAGCAGAUGCAGAAGGAAAUGUCAGAAUUCAUCCGGGAGAGGAUAAAGAUCGAAGAGGAAUAUGCAAAAAACCUAGCUAAGCUCUCUCAGAACUCCUUGGCUGCGCAGGAGGAAGGGUCCCUGGGAGAAGCGUGGGCCCAGGUGAAGAAGAGCCUCGCAGAUGAGGCGGAAGUCCAUCUCAAGUUCUCUGCCAAGCUGCACAGCGAGGUGGAGAAACCCCUGAUGAACUUCCGAGAGAAUUUCAAGAAGGACAUGAAGAAGUGUGACCACCACAUCGCCGACCUCCGCAAGCAGCUGGCCAGCCGCUAUGCUGCGGUGGAGAAGGCCCGGAAGGCCCUCACGGAGCGGCAGAGAGACCUGGAGAUGAAGACCCAGCAGCUGGAGAUCAAGCUGAGCAACAAGACGGAGGAGGACAUCAAGAAGGCACGGAGGAAGUCCACGCAGGCUGGGGAUGACCUCAUGCGCUGCGUGGACCUCUACAACCAAGCCCAGUCCAAGUGGUUUGAAGAGAUGGUGACCACCACGUUGGAGCUGGAGCGGCUGGAGGUGGAGAGGGUGGAGAUGAUCCGGCAGCACCUGUGUCAGUACACACAGCUGAGGCACGAGACGGAUAUGUUCAACCAAAGUACAGUUGAGCCUGUGGACCAGCUGCUUCGAAAAGUGGAUCCAGCCAAAGACAGGGAGCUGUGGGUCCGAGAGCACAAGACAGGCAACAUCCGCCCCGUGGACAUGGAGAUUUAGAUGGGCACGCACGGCCCCGGGGGGUCCUGCCGAGGAGAGGGGCUGGGGGUCCCAUGGAGAGGAGGUGGCCGCGCCCACCACGGGGCCCGCUGCUGAGUGCACCUCCCUCCCACCCACUGUCCUGGUCCUGGUCCUGGUCUGCCGAGCCGGGGUGAUUCCAGAAGGGAGGCCCCGCUGGGAGCGGCCAGUGCGUCCAGGCCGAGAAGACGGAUCCACAGCCCCGCCCUUGUCCCCAAGGCGGAAGCCCCCCGACUCCUGUGCUAUGUUUGCUGCUCCAGGGACACACUGAGGCUGGAGCUUGGUGGUCCCUGCCGAGCCCUGCAGGGGUCACCUCCCCACCCAGAGCCAGCCGCGUCACCUAUGUGUGCCCCUGGAAGCCCCAAGGCCCUCUGUCUAGCUGGUCCCGUGUCCUGGGCUUUGGAUGGUCAUGGGGAAAGGUCCCUGUCUCCAACCAAGUAUCACGAUCAGAAUUGUCGCUGGAAGGCACUGCUCAGCUCAACAGCCCCCCACACCCAGAAUUCUUUGCAGUCCAGCCCACCCUCUUUCAUUUUUUUCAUUUCAUUUCUGUUGCAUUCUGGGAGCUCACAUCCUGGCUCUUGGCCCCUUUUCCAUCAUCUGGGGUCUUGGGAAUAAGGCCUUGCUCCUCUCUGCGCAGACGGACCCUGCCUGGAGAGGUCGGGAUGGCACUACCUCAUUCAGCACAAGUCAGAGUGUUGAGUCACGUCUCACGCUAGGUCAGGCAUCUUCUGUCAAGUCUCCGGGCUGGAAACCCCAUUUCAUCCCACCCUUCGCUGCUUCCUCAGGGAGGCUCCCACUGCCCACCCCUGCCCCAUCCCAGGCUCCUCACGGGGCUGGCUCGGUCCCCUGUGGGAGACGGGUUGGGAUGGCUCUUGGUCACCCCUGCCCAUCCCCCACAGAGGGCUCCAUCUGCUUGUGUUUGGGGGGGGGGUCCCCGUGUGGCUUUCUCUCCCUGGUGGGCAUUGCAUAGGGAGGGCAGACUCUCACGGCCUCAGCGGGGUGUCCCCUUCCAACCAGUGUCCUGCCACCCCAGCCUCAUCUUGUCCUGCACGUUCUGGAGCCCUGCACGGAGCCCUGCUUGGUGCUGGUACUACCUUCCCCUUUCCCCACCUCCUAAUUCCUGGGAAACCCGGGUCUGGGCAUGACAUGAGAAGCAUUCAGGACACCGUUCAUCAGUCCCUCCCUUUAUAGAAACACAGCAAACCCUGCUCUCCACCAUGUCAAACCCUGAGAAUCCACACCAAGGGACUGGAAGAAGUGGUGACACCCCAGUCCCCGCCCACACCUCACACCCCGAAGGUGGUCACUUGGCCAGCAGGGGACAGAUUCUAGCCCAGAACCCACGCCCUGAGAACCCAUCCUUCUUCACUCAUCUUUCCCCUUGAUGACUUUGGACGUCCAGCACCUGUAUGCCCCCUACAAGGGCAGAGUCCUAAGAGCACAACUUCUGGGUCCCUCAGUCUUCGUGCCGGGAAUUGAUGAUUCACUCAUCUUGGGUCUUUUGGCACCUCUUUCUUUCACUGAGACAGAAUUAGGCUCUCACAGUUUAGAAAGAUGCCCAGUGUCCUAGAGUAAGCCACAAUUGGUCACUUGUCCUGUUGAACCAUCCCAACCAAGAAGGUCAGUGUGGAGGUUGGAUCUGUCCCUGGCAGGGAGGAUCGCUCCUUCGGGAUGGGGGUUUGGGCCAUGACACCAGCAACUGAUUUUAGGAUGUUCUGUCUUGGUUUGUCUAUGAAAAAUGGGUGCUGGUAGGAAUUGCCUUGUGACCGAGCGGACUAAUUUGUGGGUGAUUUUCAACUGUUCAAAGCCAAUAGCCUUGUUACUAACAUAGAUAUUUUGAGUGUGAUAUGGCUCAUUGGGUUUUUUUUCUCACUCCCUUGUGAAGAUUCCCGAGUCUUCUGGUCCUCCUGGAGACAGGAGGCGGGGGGCUCUCUUGCCUCUCCCAGGGGAACCUGAAUUGGCCCAGUGUGGGUUUUCUGAAGUCGUUCUUCCCCCCCUCCUACCCCCCCCCCAGCCCGAGCUCAUUAGCCUCCUCACAUUAUUUUCUUUUUUCUCUGUGCUCCUUCCUUCAUCAAAGAGCUUAGUGAGUUCUGGGGACAACACAGGGCAGGGGAAAGCCCAGCAUCUCUCCUUUCUGCAUAGACAUAUGUUUUCUCCAGGAGUCUGGCAGGUCAGUAACCUUGACCUUCAUGUACGAGCGCUCUUUGCAAAGUUGUGGUUUCUCGGGAUUCUCUCUGUUGGGCUGGUAGACCUACAUUCAUUUGUUCGUCCACUGAGCAGAUACUGGGGUCAAGCCAGGCAUCCUGUGGGCACAGAACUGUAGCUACAUGCAGGACACACACUCUUUCCCCGUCUCCUCUGUUCUCUGUGGAGGCGGGAGCUCUCUAGAUCUCUCUGCGGAAAGAGAGCAUGGCACCCCUUCCACGUUUAACCCCCUCGGAGCCUGGCAUCCUAACACAAACCACCACCGGGUGGUGUUUCCUGGCUGGGUACAAGGUGGACAAUAAGGAUGGAAUCCCUUGGCCCUCACAGCCUGGAUCCAACUCAGAUCUCAGAUUUUUCUCGUUUCUUUUAAAUAACUCUCCUCACUUAACAGGAAAGAACGAAGCCCAGGGAUUCCUGAUGAGCCCAGGGAGUGAGGAGCGGGGUCUGUUAACGGGGCUCCCACUUUGGGUGAACCAAGACGAGGCUGAGGUCUAGAACAUCCCAGGGCUCCGGAGUAGCCCUCUAUCCAGUUACUUUAUUCUUGUCAAUGUCGGUGUUCAGGUCAGAAGAGCGUGUGGCCGGGCUUGUUCUGAGUGUCUGGAAUAUUCCAGGCACAUCCGUGGUCCUCUAAGAACAAGCGAGCCCUUUCUACCUGCCUCCUAUAAGACAUGAUUGCACUUGAUUUUGAGGGGGGAAAUCUCUAAGAUAAAUGGUGUUCAAAGUGCAUUGGUUGGUGCAGCAAAGCCGCUUGUUCCUUCCGUCGCUUUUGAUCAGUCUUGCCAAGCCCUGGAUGACCGGACCACAAGGCCAGCUGCCUGUGGGACCACCUUGGGCCUUCUUUGUGCCCCCCACCCAGUGCCUGUCAGGCCGGGAGGAUCUCUGCCCAAGGGGGUGCUUCUUCCUGGGGCUGGUUCAUGACCGGAGCGAGCAAA